ACUGUUUUGAAAGGUGCACCGUGACGGGCGGAGCGCUUUCCCGGUGACCCUGCUGCGGCUGUCAAGGGCCGAGCCCCGGUUCAUCAUCAUGGCGGUGGCGGAGGAAGGCGGAUGGACGUACUGAUGACCGUCCGGAAGAUCGCCUCGAUCUGUACGAUGGGCACCAAUGCCUCAACAUUGGAAAAAGAAAUCGGCCCGGAGCAGUUUCCCGUGAAUGAACAUUACUUUGGUUUAGUCAAUUUUGGCAACACCUGCUACUGCAAUUCGGUCCUUCAAGCACUUUAUUUUUGUCGUCCUUUUCGGGAGAAAGUUCUGGCAUACAAGGUCCAGCCUCGGAAAAAGGAAAGCUUGCUCACGUGUUUGGCAGAUCUAUUCAACAGCAUCGCCACGCAGAAGAAGAAGGUGGGAGUUAUACCUCCAAAGAAAUUCAUCUCCAGGCUGAGAAAAGAAAACGAGCUUUUUGAUAACUACAUGCAACAGGAUGCUCACGAAUUCCUAAACUACCUUCUGAACACUAUAGCUGACCUGCUUCAGGAAGAGAAGAAACAGGAGAAGCAGAACGGCAAGUUGCAGAACGGCAGCCUAGAAACGCAGGAGCCCGAAAAGCCGGACCUUACUUGGGUCCAUGAAAUCUUCCAAGGGACGCUAACCAAUGAAACCAGAUGUCUUAACUGUGAAUCUGUCAGUAGCAAAGAUGAAGAUUUCCUAGAUCUCUCUGUAGACGUGGAACAAAAUACUUCCAUUACACAUUGCUUAAGGGGGUUCAGUAAUACGGAAACGCUAUGCAGCGAAUGCAAAUAUUACUGCGAGCAAUGCCGUAGCAAGCAGGAAGCGCAGAAAAGGAUGAGAGUGAAAAAGUUGCCUAUGAUUCUAGCCCUGCAUUUGAAAAGGUUUAAGUACAUGGAUCAGCUGCACCGAUAUACCAAACUCUCCUACCGGGUUGUGUUUCCCUUGGAGCUGCGACUCUUCAACACAUCUGGGGAUGCCACCAACCCAGAAAGAAUGUAUGAUCUUGUAGCGGUGGUGGUUCACUGUGGCAGUGGGCCAAACCGAGGACAUUAUAUAACCAUUGUAAAGAGUCAUGGAUUCUGGUUGCUGUUUGAUGAUGACAUCGUAGAGAAAAUCGACGCCCAAGCCAUUGAAGAAUUCUAUGGUUUAACAUCAGACAUUUCCAAGAACUCUGAGUCCGGAUAUAUCCUCUUCUACCAGUCCAGAGACUGAAACAUGCUACGUGAAUACAUUAUUAAAUAAAGCAUAUAAUGCCGACCACGGAACGUAACGUCGGUCUCGGAAGAGGAGUUCAUAUAAGAAGCAGAUGUAAUCCUCUGGAAUUCUUCUACAAAGUCCUGUCAAUCUUUUCUUCUGUCUUCGCUCUGGCUCUCCAGUGAAGGUUAUUAUCCACCUUGAGACUUAGUUGGGCUUGUGUGAAGGUCCACUAUAGUACUGUAGGCUGGUUGAAUGUCACACAUCUUCCCAGAUCCAUGCAAACCAGAUAGCACUUUGUAAUGCGGAAAAUACUAUAGUGUGGUGUUCACAAAAUCUCAAAUCAAAGCUUUUACACAUUUAAUGUGUGAUCUGUGUUAUUUUCUAAAAUUACUUAUAACAGUCUCUUCUUAUGACAUCAGAAGUUAUUCUUUUCUUCCAUUUGUUUAUUGUUCUUCACUAUUGUUGAAAACAGCUGCUGCUCCUUAGCACUCAAUAACAGAAUCUUUUGCCUUUUU
Messenger RNA from Spea bombifrons (plains spadefoot toad), 1721 nucleotides. RefSeq names its product ubiquitin carboxyl-terminal hydrolase 12-like. Gene Ontology annotation, biological process: protein deubiquitination. The coding region runs from base 112 to 1221 and encodes 369 amino acids. Gene Ontology annotation, cellular component: cytosol; nucleus. Gene Ontology annotation, molecular function: cysteine-type deubiquitinase activity; cysteine-type endopeptidase activity. The transcript has 10 exons. Lineage: Eukaryota; Metazoa; Chordata; Amphibia; Anura; Pelobatidae. The record is from RefSeq and is a predicted model, not a curated record.